AUGGUUGGUCUGGAUUCCAUUGGUGUUCAACAGAUUCCUAAACAAGACAUUAUUAAGCUCACUGAGCAUAUGUAUCUUUUAUGGAAACACCAUGUUACUCUGGUGAUUGAUGCUUAUGGUCUACUUCGGUAUAUCUCCAACACUGCUGAUGUUCCACGAGAAUUUGUUACUGAUGGGAAACGUGUUGAAAAUUCAGCGUUUGUGCUCUUUCGGCAACAGCAUAAACUGUUAGCUUCUUGGAUUUUAACCACUGUGAGCAUGGACGUCUUACCCCAUUUGACGGGUCUCACAUCGUUAUUAGCCAUAUGGAAUACCAUUUCUUGGCUUCUUGAAAGAUUAAGCUCUCGAGAUGUUGUUUCUUGGACUUCUAUUAUUUCAGGUUCUGUGCUACGUGGAUCCAUGCAUGAAGCGCUUCUGGCUUUCUUUAAGAUAGCGUUUUGGUGUUUUUUCUUGGUUCCUUUUCUUGGUGUGGUUGCAAUGGUUGGUCUGGAUUCCAUUGGUGUUCAACAGAUUCCUAAACAAGACAUUGUUAAGCUCACUGAGCAUACGUAUCUUGUAUGGAAACACCAGGUUACUCUGGUGAUUGAUGCUUAUGGUCUACUUCGUGUUUGUGCUCUUUCGGCAACAGGACAAAAUGUUAGCUUCUUGGAUUUUAACCACUGUGAGCAUGGACGUCUUACCCCAUUUGACGGGUCUCACAUCGUCAUUAGCCAUAUGGACAUUUCUCGGCUUCUUGAAAGAUUAAGCUCCUUAGAUGUUGUUUCUUGGACUUCUAUUAUUUCAGGUUCUGUACUACGUGGAUCCAUGCAUGAAGCGCUUCUGGCUUUCUUUAAGAUGCAAGAAGAUGGGGUUGCACCCAACGAGGUUACUCUGGUGAUUGAUGCUUAUGGUCUACUUCGGUAUAUCUCCAACACUGCUGAUGUUCCAAGAGAAUUUGUUACUGAUGGGCAACGUGUUGAAAAUUCAGUGUUUGUGCUCUUUCGGCAACAGGACAAACUGUUAGCUUCUUGGAUUUUAACCACUGUGAGCAUGGACGUCUUACCCCAUUUGACGGGUCUCACAUCGUCAUUAGCCAUAUGGAAUACCAUUUCUCGGCUUCUUGAAAGAUUAAGCUCCCGAGAUGUUAUUUCUUGGACUUCUAUUAUUUCAGGUUCUAUGCUACGUGGAUCCAUGCAUGAAGCGCUUCUGGCUUUCUUUAAGAUGCAAGAAGAUGGGGUUGCACCCAAUGAGGUGACAAUUAUGAGCAGUUUACAUGCAUGUUCCUUCAUUGGACGACUAAGGAUAUUGCAGUGGGUUCAUGCCUUAGUUUCAAAAUUGGGGUGUCAUUAA
This is a messenger RNA of Hibiscus syriacus, 1329 nucleotides long. RefSeq names its product pentatricopeptide repeat-containing protein At2g03380, mitochondrial-like. Bases 1 to 1329 code for a protein of 442 amino acids. Gene Ontology annotation, molecular function: protein binding. The transcript is spliced from 4 exons. Lineage: Eukaryota; Viridiplantae; Streptophyta; Magnoliopsida; Malvales; Malvaceae. The record is from RefSeq and is a predicted model, not a curated record.